Molecule: messenger RNA, 5884 nt
Organism: Monodelphis domestica (gray short-tailed opossum)
Lineage: Eukaryota; Metazoa; Chordata; Mammalia; Didelphimorphia; Didelphidae
Gene: CDKN2AIP
Product: CDKN2A interacting protein
Cellular component (GO): nucleoplasm; nucleolus
Source: RefSeq, a predicted model, not a curated record
CCCGCCUUCCACUUCUCCUUCGGCCAACCCAAGCCGAAGACCACGCUAGCCGGGGCUCGCGCCGGAAGGAAGCGACGACGCGCGAGUCCCGGCGAGGUUAUAAAAAGAGAGGGGGUGCCUGACGGCGGGCGGAAGUGGGCGUUUUGGCUCUGCGGCUGAGCUUUCCUUGGUUCCCUGCUCUCGGGAUUGCGGGAGCCACCCGAGCCCUCGGUGACAGGGCCUCCUUCGUCCUCUCCCUUGUCCUCGACCGACCCUAGCGACGGACAAGAGCGGGUCGAGCAUGGCGCGGGCGGCCAUCUCUGAGGUAUCCGAGUACUUGAGCCAGAAUCCGCGGGUGGCCGCCUGGGUGGAGACUCUGCGCAGCGACGGGGAGACGGACAAGCACUGGCGCCACCGACGCGAGUUUCUGCUUCGCAAUGCCGGAGAUCUGGCCCCCACCGCCACCACAGAAGCAGCCUCGGUGGAGUGCGGGGAUCGCCGGCGCCAGCUGCAGCAGCUCGUCUCAUCCUCCAUGGCCUGGGCCAAUCAUAUUUUCUUGGGGUGCCGGUAUCCACCAAAAGUUAUGGAUAAAAUACUUAGUAUGGCUGAAGGCAUCAAAGUGACAGAUGCUCCAAUCCAUACAACAAGAGAUGAACUGGUUGCCAAGGUGAAGAAAAGAGGGAUAUCGAGUAGCAAUGAUGGGGUAGAAGAGCCAUGCAAAAAGCGGGCAGUUGAAGGAAAGAACAGUUCUGCUGGUGGUCAGGAUGCUUUGAAGACUUCUGGCAGAACAGAGCAGCCAUCACCAAAGCAGGAAGUCAAGGUGGGGCCAAUGCUAUCCACUAGGUCUGUGGGAAGUGGAGAGAACCUGUGUCGGAGCUCUAGCAGCAUUUUAGAAAGGGGGAGUGCUCUUUCACAAGAGGUGGCAGGAAUGAAGAGUCAGAAUAAAUCCACCAUUGAGCUGACAACUGAGAACUUGGGAUCGAAGCAGAGCACCAGCACUUCUCAAGCUGUAGCAGCUGGUCCUGAAAAAGUUUCAGAUGUAGAAACUUCAGAAAAACAUGGUACAACACUAAUUUCAUCUGUGGCAAAAUCCAAUAGUCUUGGGACCCAGCUAACUGAUUCCAAACAACAAAAUGCAUCACCUAAAAAGAGUGUUUUGGAGAGCACUUCAUCUUUGUCUUCUCAGAACAAUUCAGAGACAGAAGUGCCCCUGUUGAAUUCUCAAAGCAGGUCAGAGACAAGUGUGCCAUUGUUGGGUUCCCCAAGCAGCUCAGAAGUAGAGUUGCCUCUGUUAUCUUCCAAACCUGGUUCGGAAUUACUGCCCCUGUUAGGUUCUAAAACCACUUCAGAUGCAAGCACAUCACAAUCAACUUCCAAAACUAACUCAGAGUCAAGCAUUUCAUCAUCUGUUUCUAAGAACAGUUCCUCAACAAGUGUGCAAAUGUUAACUUCUAAAAGCACCUCUUCUUCAAGCACGUCCUCUUCAAGCACAUUAUUGCUGACUUCUAAGAGCAGCUCCCAGGUAGCUGCUACACUGUUGGCUUCUAAAAGCAGUUCCCAGACAGCUGCAUCAAUUCUAUCUUCCAAAAGUAGCUCCCAGACAAGUGGAUCACUGUUGGCUCCCAAAAGCUCCUUGACAAGUGUGUCUCAGCUAGCUUCUAAGAGUAGCUCUCAGACUAGCACAUCCCAGUUACCUUCUAAAAGCACUUCACAGUCAAAUGAGAGUUCUGUUAGGUUUUCUUGCAAAUUAACCACUGAAGAUGUAAAACAGAAGCAACCUUUUUUCAAUAGAUUGUAUAAAACCGUAGCAUGGAAGUUAGUAGCUGUUGGUGGCUUUAGUCCCAAUGUAAAUCAUGGGGAACUCUUAAACGCAUCUGUGGAGGCUCUAAAAGCAACAUUGGAUGUUUCUUUUGUUCCACUAAAAGAACUGGCAGAUCUUCCUCAAAGUAAGAGUUCUCAAGAAAGUAUUGUUUGUGAAUUGAGGUGCAAGUCUGUUUAUUUGGGUACUGGCUGUGGAAAGAGUAAGGAGAAUGCCAAAGCAGUAGCAUCAAGAGAAGCUCUGAAAUUAUUUCUCAAGAAAAAAGUGGUGGUAAAGAUAUGCAAAAGGAAAUACAGAGGAACUGAAAUAGAAGAUUUGGUGCUUCUUGAUGAAGAAUCAAGACCUACAAACUUACCUCCUGCUUUAAAACAUCCUCAGGAGCUACCAUAGCAUGUUUAAAAAGUCACUUGCAUAAAGCAUAUAUAGUGUUUUAAAACAUGAACUGAAGUUUACUUUUGUACACUAAACUAUAGGCUUUCAGACAUUUUGUAUUGCUUUCCCCCCUAGUUUUGCAGAAAACUUAUGUUCUAGUUGUCUUCACCUAGUAGCAGCAUUUGUAAAUGAGUUAUGAAUGAAUAACAAUGUGCAUUUAAAGGUAUGCCUUAACAUCAUAGCACACCAGAAUGCUGUUUUAUUUGCUAAGGAGUAUACCCUUGUCUCCUCUUUUUAAUGGUACUUUCAGUACGGUAUGCAGUUCAGUAUAUAGUCUUAAUACUUUUUGUACUGCUAAAAAUGUGGUGAAAAUGUAUUAUGAGUGUUAGCUUGCCUUUUUUUAGCAGAAAAACAAAGACAACCCCCCCCCCCCAGAUGAAAGUGAUGGGGACCACAGUAUUAUAUGGAUGUCUGAAAAUCCAAGAAAAGUGAAAUUUUAAAGAGUAUAUAUAUAGAGAGAACUCAUAAUGUUAAACAUGCCUGUAAAAGAAUGAGGGGAAAAAUAGUUUCAGAAAUUUCUAUGAAGAACUGUACACAUUUUAAAAUAUGAAGCUGUAUGAAGUACUUAAUGUUAUUUUACACUAAAAUUGUUGACUAAUUCAGCAUAAGCUUUAGCUACUCAAAUUCACUAGGUAUUAAUUUAUGUUCAAGGUAAAAUACAAUUUACUUUUUUUUUGCAGAAUGGAAAAAGGGGGUUUGUAUAUUAAGCAUAUUUGUGACUGCUACUAUAAAAACACUUUGAUUUGUUAGAUAUUAAAUGCUUUAAGCUAUUUUACCUUUUAAAGAAGUUUUGUGGUUUUUCCCAAGCCAAAAUUCCCCGGAACAAAUAGUUGGGUUUUUUUUGUUUUGUUUUGUUUUUAGGAUCAGUCACUGUAUCCACCUGAUAAUUUUCCAUAAUGUAUUCCUCUGGAUAGGCAAGAUGUAUUUUUCAAAUCUAAUUCUCGAUACUUUGAUUUUUAUUUGUAAAUAUUUUUAGAAGAGAGGAUAUUUGAGAGGAACUGAAUUAAAUGAUAGCACUAAUGAGCAUGUUAAUAUUCUCAUGAUCUAACUUAGAAUUGCAUUCGAUGGUAGUGAGUAAAUGGAAUCUUGUUAUGCCAUGAUAGCUCACUUUAUUGAGUUGAUUAAUGUUCUUUGGCUUUUUGACAGAUAUAUUAAUGUACUAGAUUAACUCUUCAAUUUCUGCAUUUGGCAUACUUACCCUAAGUUUUGAUUUCCUUUCUUAUCUUUUCCCUGGCUCCCUAAAUCUUCCUUAUCUUGCUAAGGUAUAAGGCAUAUAUAUGUUCAAUAAUAUAGAUUGGAAGAGGGAAAGGACGAUCAACCACCUUAUAAAGUGUUUUUUAUACUUUUAAAGGGAAACUACCUGAGACUAAACCAUAUAGGUCAGAGAGAAAUGUGGAAAUUAGAACUUGUAUUUCUGCAAAUCUUUAUUGCUUUCAAAAGACUUAUGACAGUAUUUGUUUGAACUAUAUAAAAAAAUCUGAGAUAGGAUUUUUUUAAAAGAAUAAAUGAAACUCACAGCUGUUGUCACUUAGUAAAGUCACAGCAGAUAAUUGAGGAACAGAGACUACCAGUCUCUUGGCUCCCAAAUAGUUGUCUUUCUCUCUGGCUGCCUUUUUAGAGUAUAUAGAAAUGUAACUAUUCUUUCUUUACACCUUAGAAAAUAUUAGCCAAAGUUAUUCUCUAAGGAUUUCAGUAUUUAAAAUCUAAUGAGGUUCUACUUCACAGAGUGACUGUAAAAAGCCACUUUUGGAUUUUUUUGUGUACUUUAGAUUUGUGAUUAUAUUAGUGUGGAUACUCCCUCCAUUGGUGCAGAUCACCACCUCUUUCAACACCUUAGUAUAGAUAGUCUUUAUGCUGUAGCUACCCUGCUGGUCUUCAGAGAAGAGAUACCUUAAUCUGUUUCUAGGUCUUUACCUCUUAAAUUUCCCUCUUGAUAUAGAAUCUGCUAGAGAACAAGCAGCUUAAAACACUAUUAAAGAAUUCAAGAUCACUGCCAUUCCACAGAAGAAAUUCAGUGGAGGUUUUACCUGUUACUUAUAAUCUAUGUUCUAAGAAUGAGUUAUUUGGAGAAGUUCCUUAAGUAUCAGUAAUAUAUACAUAAUGUGAAAAUAGUUUCCAUUGAUAUUUUAUCUCAAGUGUUCUGGGGAGGAGGAGAGAGGAUGAGAUAGUGAUUACUCAGAAGUACAAACAAGACCAUAAAGCAGAUCUUGUAAUUUCCAGAAUUAAUUUCAAAACAGGCUGAUUACAAAUGUAUGGAAGAUCCUAUUCUGAGUCGGAGUAUCCAAAUACUUUUACUUUGGGUGUGAAAUGAAAUAUAUUGAAACAUGCUAGCUCUAGGAAUUUCCUGGCUUAAAAAGCACCUUGUGAAAGCAAAGUUGCACAUGGAAUAAUGGAAAUCAUACUGUCAUUAAUAUUGGAAAUGUCAGAAAAAUACCAAAUAAUUUAUUUGAUCAAACUAAAAAGGCUGCCAAAAAACCUAAAAGGUAUGUAUGAUAAGUUAUAAGUUUAAUCUUUUUAAAACUUAACAUCAGACUCAGAUUUAUAAAGCAUUUAACUAAUUGCUUUGUGAGUAGUAAGUAGUACAAGUAUUAUCCCCAUUUUGUAGGUAGGGAAUCCGAGUCUUGGGUUGAGGCUCAAACCCAUAAUAUCCUAACUUCGUAUCUAGUCCUCUUUUCAAACAUUCAACUAGUGUUGUUCCUUCAAACUCAUCUCCUUGGGAUACUUUACUGUAGUAAUGCUUGCACUAUUAAGGACUCUUUUUGGAAUUGUUUUCAGAGCCUAUGUCUCAUUCUCAGUGGUGGCAAGUCUUCAUCCUCAGAGUGGAUUUGACUUUUGGAAAUAGUCAAGUAUCACUCAGCCAAGCCUGGUAAAUAAGGUGGGUAAUCAAGUUAGUAAUAACUUCUUAGGACAUAAGCAAGGCAUGAGACAAGGUAACAAUAUGUUCUUGUGUGGCUCAUUUGGUUGUUCCUAAGGUAGUUCUAGAACUGUUUGGUAGAAUGGCAUCACUUAGAAUCAGGUGAUGAGCUCUUUGAGAGCAGCAGAUGUCCUUUAGAUGAGCUUGGCCUCAAGCAUUACAGAUAGGGAUUAUAAUGAGUUAUUUGUUGAUUCAGUCUCCCAGGAUAAUUAAGGAACAACUUUAAUAGAUGUGUUCCUAGUAUGUUUUUAAAAAUUUAAUUUCAUAGUAACAUUUGAGAAAGGACCCACUUUUAUGUGCUUCCUCCCACUCCUACCUCCUUCCCCUAGAUUGUCUACAAUGUAGUCUAGUUUAAAUUCUAAUGUUCAUAUGUGAGUAUCUUGUUGAAAAUAGGUCCUUAGUAUAAACUUUUGUAUUGGCUCCAAAUUCUCUGCUGCCUGAGAUCAUUGCUAAGACAAUGCUACACUUUGAAUAUACACUGUUGCUUAAAAUACUGCCUUGGUUAACAUUUUGAAAAAAACAUUUAUUAUAAUUAACUAUCAAUAUUAAAAUGAGGGGAAAAUCACACGCACAAAAAACCCAUAAAAAAGCUUCGACAAAACAUCUAAUUUGCUGUCUUCUAAUUUCUGUCUACUUAUUUAGAUUGUUGUUAGUUUUUUCAUGAUGAUCAAUGUCUGUGCAUAGUGUUGCAAUGUACAUGCAUAACAUUUCUUUUCAUAAUAAAGGAUUACUAUGGUGAA